CAAAAAUUUAUGCCGACGCGAUUAAAUUUCUAAAAGAGUAAGAAGAAAAUAAAAAAAAAUUUUAACCGUUCAAAUAGAAUCGCGUAAGACAUCAAUAAUGCCGAAAAACGGAGGUGCUGGUCACAGGAACAAUGCUCCUAGGAAGCGCCAAAUACCGGCUGCCCAGCUUGAUGAAGAGAGUCCCAUUGUCCAACAAUUUCGAAUUUAUUCUAAUGAAUUGACCAUGAAACACGAUCGCCACGAGCGAAUUGUCAAGCUGAGCCGUGACAUUACCAUCGAGUCCAAGCGUAUCAUCUUCCUGCUGCACUCUAUUGACUCGCGUAAGCAGAAUAAGGAGAAGGUCCUAGAGGAGGCACGUCAGCGACUGAACAAGCUGAUCACGGUGAACUUUAGGGCUGUGGCCCUGGAACUGCGCGACCAGGAUGUCUACCAGUUCCGCAGCUCCUACUCUCCAGGAUUGCAGGAGUUUAUCGAGGCCUACACCUACAUGGAGUACCUGUGCCACGAGGAUGCUGAGGGCGAGAACGAAACCAAGAGUGUUUCAGAUUGGCAGUCCAUUCAGGCGGUGAUGCAGUACGUCGAGGAGAGCAGCCAGCCAAAGGAAGAGCCAACUGAAGGCGAAGAUGUUCAGGCUACAGCUCAGGUUGAGAGCCCAAAGAAGUUUCAGUUCUUCGUGGACCCCACGGAAUAUAUACUGGGACUUUCGGAUCUUACUGGGGAACUGAUGCGCCGCUGCAUAAAUUCGCUAGGCAGUGGAGAUACAGAGACCUGUUUGGACACCUGCAAGGCCCUGCAGCAUUUCUACAGCGGUUACAUCAGUCUAAACUGUCAGAGAGCCCGUGAACUAUGGCGUAAGAUCACUACCAUGAAGCAGAGCGUUCUUAAGGCCGAGAAUGUUUGCUACAAUGUAAAAGUUCGCGGCGGAGAGGCUGCCAAAUGGGGCGCCACUUUUGAUCAAAAGCCAGCCGAUGAAGUGGACGAGGGCUUCUACUAAUGGAACUCCAUAAACAUAAGUUUUCAUUAACAGAAUAUAUAAAGCCUAUUAUUUGGCAAAUGAAACGUAAAAUCUAA
This is a messenger RNA of Drosophila sechellia, 1071 nucleotides long. RefSeq names its product Translin associated factor X (gene Trax). Gene Ontology annotation, molecular function: sequence-specific DNA binding. The transcript is spliced from 2 exons. The coding region runs from base 98 to 994 and encodes 298 amino acids. The record is from RefSeq and is a predicted model, not a curated record. NCBI's taxonomy places the organism in Eukaryota, Metazoa, Arthropoda, Insecta, Diptera, Drosophilidae.